This is a messenger RNA of Puccinia triticina, 402 nucleotides long. RefSeq lists its product as uncharacterized. Bases 1 to 402 code for a protein of 133 amino acids. The transcript has a single exon. The record is from RefSeq and is a predicted model, not a curated record. Lineage: Eukaryota; Fungi; Basidiomycota; Pucciniomycetes; Pucciniales; Pucciniaceae.
AUGAGGAUUGUCGCCUCGAUCCAUGCGCCGAGCCGACGGCCAUGCGGACCGGCUAAUAGCAUCGCCAAUACGGUCGGACUGCCCCUGCGUCACUGUCAGCAAGCCGAGGGGCAGUCCGGGAUUAAUGAGGCCCUCAUGUCAGACUGCUCAUGGAAAGUUUGGCAUCAAACCACGCGGGACGACAAUAAUCUGCUGCCGGGGCGUGUAAAUCCAUCUGAGGAGCGGAGAUCCAUCCCGGACAGCUUCCCCCGGGGUUGCUUUUCGGCCCUGUUCGGCGCACAGACUGCUACUUCCAGCUAUUCGGAACUACAAUCAGGCCUCACUUUUGGUUCCCAACCCUCGGAAAUGGAUCACGUCGGGCGAAUGGUGAUUGCAUACUCAACCAAGUUCUUGUUGCUCUGA